Microplitis mediator is the source of this 3080-nucleotide messenger RNA. RefSeq names its product glutathione S-transferase C-terminal domain-containing protein homolog (gene Gstcd). Lineage: Eukaryota; Metazoa; Arthropoda; Insecta; Hymenoptera; Braconidae. Bases 1 to 1737 code for a protein of 578 amino acids. The record is from RefSeq and is a predicted model, not a curated record. The transcript has 3 exons.
AUGGCUGAAAUAUUUUUAGAAAUAUUUUCACUGACUGAUGUAUGUCAAGCGCCAAUUGAAACAGUGAUUGCAUUGCUGACAAUAAAAUACUGCAACUCACCAUUGGAAAUAACACUUGUGCGGAGUGAAAAAAAAUCGAACGUACGCGAGUACGUGAUUAAAAUAAAUAAUUUAAAAUACAACCUCGUAGACGAUUGUGAUAUCCCGUGUGACGUAAAAUCAUGCGAGCUUCCAAAUUUAAUAUACAAUUCAUCGAGUAUGAUUGCGGGUCUCUGUGCUUGUUUACGACAAAUCGUAAAAUUAUCAUCAAUGGAAAAUAUAAAUAUCAAUUCCGAUUAUCGUAAUCUGCUGGGUUUCAAAGAGUCUUGUCUACUAGCGCCCGCCGAGGCCAGCGUUUGGACGAAAUACUGUGAGGUCGAUUUAAUUUCAACGCUAAAAUAUUUAAGCGACGAUGAUAUUGAUAAUUUAACAGAACUUCCGGUAAAUAUCGCGAGAUUUGAAGUACACAUGUCGCAGCCAGUGCGCAUACACAACAUCCACAAGUACACAAUGUCGAAAAAAUUUGCAAAUCAAGUAAAACACGAUGACAAUUUUAUAUUAGAACAUGUUUAUGCCGAAGGUUCAUUUAUGACACUAGCAGAUAUUAUUAUAUUUAUUUGCAUUGAUAUUUUUGUAAAGUUAAUGUCGAAAGAUUCAGUAUUCAAAUUAUUACCACUGACGGCUAAAUGGUACGAGCGAAUGUCCACCGAUCAAUUGAUAGAGUGUCUAAAUUUAAUCGAGCUGCAAUCGAAUCCGAGUAAUAAAAAUUAUUCAUUGCCUAUUGUGUCGGAUUAUAGCCUUUAUAAAAGUGAUAAAAAACGUUACAAACCCCGGAGUAGAAUUUACACCCGGCAGGAUGACAUUGAGAACUCGUUGGCGCUGGUUAAAAAUAUGGAGAUCGAUAUUAAAAUAAAUAGAAGCGCUGAUAAUAAAGAUGGUGAUGCUGAUGAUGGAGUUUAUGGAGUAAAUAAAGAGGUAAAUAUUGAUUGGGAUAAAAUUCCUUAUGAAGCAACACCUGAAGGCGGGUCUUUACCGCUGACACGUUUGACAAGAAAAUUUCAACAGCUUGAAAAUUUAAGCAAACCCGUGAUUAAAUUUUCACGUCCUGGUGAUGUCAUUGUUGACUUUUGCUCCGGAAGUGGACAUCUAGGUAUUUUGAUUGCGUAUUUAUUGCCAAAGUGUACAGUCAUUUUGCUAGAAAAUAAGGAAGAGUCAUUGAACCGGUCCCGGGAACGGGUCGAUAAAUUAAAGUUGAAGAAUAUUAAAUUUUAUCAGUGUAAUUUAGAUUAUUUUAAGGGAGAUUUUGAUAUCGGGACUUCGCUACAUGCAUGUGGUGUUGCCACUGACUUAGUUAUUCAGCAUUGCCUCCGAAGCAAGGCCAUUUUUGUCAGCUGUCCCUGCUGCUAUGGUUCGAUCCAAGACUGCCAUCAUAUAACGUAUCCGAGGAGUAGCAUAUUUAAGGACAAUAUCAAUGUGAGAGACUAUUUAAUUGUCGGUCAUGCUGCCGACCAGACUCACGAUGAUAAGAAUGCCAAAACACAGCAGGGUUACGAGUGUAUGAAGGUGAUAGACACUGACAGAAAAUUGCAAGCUGAGGAAUUUAAUUACAAUGUUUAUUUAAUGAAAUUAGAACCGGAUACUUGCACACCAAAAAAUCAUUUAUUGAUUGGAAUUCCUAAAUUUAAAUUUAUCAAGUGAAUUGGUUUUUGUAUACAUUAUAUAUUUGUAAAUAAUUUUUAUUUCGUGUAAAUUAAAAUUAUUUUGAUAAUUGAAUUUCGCGGUUCAUUUUUUUGUGAAUUUUAUAGAAUAUUUAUGUAAUAAGUGAAAAAUUUAAAUAAAAAAAUUAAUAGAUAAAUGUGUAGAUUAUUUUUAUUGGUUUAAUAAUUUUUAAAAGUAAAGUUUGUGAUUAAAAAAUUUUUUUGAAAAGUUGAAUUUCAAAUUUCAAAUUUAAUUUAUUUUUUUUUAAUUUUAUUUAUCGAAUCGGUUGGUCCUAGGCGACGGAAAUCAAAUUACAGAACAGAAAAAUAAAGAAAAUAAAUAAAACAAAGUAAAGAAAAUCAUAUUACAAGCUAUAGAAUACAGUAUACAUAAUUUCUACUGACAAUUCAUGUCGUUAAUUUCAUAGAUAUAAUAAAAUCGACGAGUCUUUUUAAGUGUUUUUUAUUGUUGAGGAGAUGACUCAUAUUGUUGGGGAGUUGUGAUGCGUUUCUUUGCUGACUUAGUCCUGGGCAGUUAGUGAAGUGUUUGACCGCAACAUCCAGGACAAUUAGCAGGGUUCAAUUUGUUCAUCAGGUGCCCAUGUGAAAACUGAGUGUCCAAUUCUUAGUCGAGUGCAUGUACAUUAGUCUUUUCAAAUAGUGAACCGCGGAGGGGAUUCCCAUAUGUUACUUCUAAUUUCAUGAAGGGAAACUCUGUAGGAAUUAAAAAAGAUUCCAAUGAAUUAAUGGUAUCUGCGAGUCUCAAUAAUUUGGGAAAUGAAUUAAGACGAAUUUCACUGGAGCUCUGGGCAGCAAGAAAAAAUUCCAGUGAAACUAAUUUUUUUGAUAAAUAUUUCGAAAGAGUCAGUCAUCCGAGAAAAAUGGUUAGAACGUCGCAGCUACCCGAACCUGUAAUGAAAUCACUAUUAGGAUAAAUAUCUAAGGGCUCGACUGGAAGCUCAUGUAUAAAUUGUACUUAAAAUAAAAAAAUACACUUACGUAAUUAUUUAUAGUUCGAUUAUUAUUGUAAGUUAUCUAUUUACAAAAUAAUAUAUAACCAGAUGUUACAUUUUCCAAAUUAUAAAUUCGUGAGCGCACUUAAUUUAACAAGUGAAAUAUUAAUUUUUUUAAGGACAUUUUAAUUUAAAAUAAUUUUCUUAAAAUUCUAAUCAAUUGUCGGCUUAUCUUGCGGUUGAGACACUACUCCUUGUUACUAAAUUUAAUUAUUUAAUGAAUGAGAAUUUUUUAAAUUAAAAAAAAAAUAGACAGAAAUUUAUUAUUUUUUUUAUCAUAAAAAUUGAUUAUUUUAAAUAUGUAAUACACCAGUGUCUGACAAUAAGUAUU